Molecule: messenger RNA, 1816 nt
Organism: Trematomus bernacchii (emerald rockcod)
Lineage: Eukaryota; Metazoa; Chordata; Actinopteri; Perciformes; Nototheniidae
Gene: atf1
Product: activating transcription factor 1
Exons: 8
Coding region: 190-1116 (308 amino acids)
Biological process (GO): regulation of transcription by RNA polymerase II
Cellular component (GO): nucleus; ATF4-CREB1 transcription factor complex
Molecular function (GO): protein binding; RNA polymerase II cis-regulatory region sequence-specific DNA binding; DNA-binding transcription factor activity, RNA polymerase II-specific
Source: RefSeq, a predicted model, not a curated record
GCAGCGCCGCCCAUUUCCUUUUGGAAAAAAGCGGUCAGCUAUUUUUUAGCUGACAUCUUUGUAUUUUUAGCCGUUAGCCCUUGCAGCUAAGUGACUUUUUAAGGUAUCUCCCGUGUCAAAGUUUACACACGAAUUGCACGAAGUCCACGCUGUGAACACUUGCAGUAACGCGGGCGUUGAAAAGUUGCUAUGGAGGAAGUACAGCAGGGCAGCAAUGGCACUGAGUUACAGACUACCACCAUCACAGCCUCUCAGUUCUCACAGUUAGCCCAACAGAUGUCCCUUGCCGGUGGUGGUUCUGUGUCCGUUGUACAGCUGCCAGGGGGUCAAUUUCAGGUUCAAGGAGUGAUCCAGUCGGCACAAUCGUCAGUCAUUCAGUCCCCUCAGAUGCAGAAUGCACAGGCGCUGGAUUCAGAUAGUGAUGAUUCACAGGACUCCUCAGACAGUGGAGCUACAGCUCAUAAGACCCGAGAAAUACUGGCAAGACGGCCGUCAUACAGAAAAAUCCUAAAUGAACUAUCAUCGGAGGAAGUGACACACGGUGAGGGAAAGGAUAACAUCCAGGUCUCCGCGGGGGUUACAUUACCCGCCGGCCAAAUUUACCAGACCACCUCCGGCCAGUACAUUACCAUAGCCGCUAAUGGCACAAUCCAGCUGGCCGGUUCGGGGUCUGAAGGCCUUCAGGGGCUGCAGACUGUCACCAUGGCCAAUGCUGGCCAACAACAAGGCGCGACCAUCCUUCAGUAUGCCCAGACAUCUGACGGCCAGCAGAUCCUGCUGCCUAGCAACCAGGUUGUUGUACAAGGUGCAGGAGGAGAAAUGCAAACAUACCAGAUCCGCACAGCAUCCUCCUCCGGCUCCGUGCCCCAGACCGUCGUCAUGACCUCUCCUAUGGGGCACUCUCAGGGCAAGAGUGACGAUCCAACGAUGAAGAGGGAAAUCAGGCUGGCUAAAAACAGGUUAGCUAACAGAGAGGCAGCCCGUGAAUGUCGGCGGAAGAAAAAGGAAUAUGUUAAAUGCCUCGAAAACCGCGUUGCUGUUCUUGAAAACCAAAACAAGACCCUGAUUGAAGAACUCAAAACAUUAAAGGACCUUUAUUGUGUUAAAACAGGAUAACCUGUCUGAGUAGAGGUUGAGGAUUGGGACAUAAUGUGGGAGCAGCACAGCUCAGACAUUUGGACAUGAACUGGGUUUCUGGGAACACUUCGAUUCAGGCUGACAUCCUCCAGUUUUUUUUACUCUGUUUGAUAUAAAAGUGACUUGUGAUGGCAGUAAAAUAUACUCAAAAACAUUUUUUCCCCUGCUGUUUUUUUAUAUAAAAAUUUGCUAAUGCUAUAACAUUUAUAGUUGUGUACAUUUUUAAUAUGGGAGGUUUGAAAUUGUGAGCUUUAACUUUGAGUCUCAGUUUGUAUCCUGCUCCUCUUCUUCUUGUGUUUUUAAAAAUGUUGCUGUUGGAGUUUUUUUUAUUUUUUAAAAUAAUCGAACAGCAUCUGCAGAAUGUUGACUGUAUAUUUACCACACAGACAUAAUUUACUGUUUAUAUUGUGAACCAGCAAUUCCCCUCAUUUCCCUGUAAGGAGAUGUUACAAUGGUCAUUCCUUAUUUUUGUGCAAUGGAAUAUAAAGGGUAACAAAAAUAAUGACUGAGUGAGGUUUGUUUGGUUGUUUCUGGCAGUUACUUAGACAAUCAGGGAAAAAAGCACAGUGUCCAGGUAAUAUUUAUUAUGUUCAUCUUGGGAGGGGUAGGGAAGGAGAACAAACUGUGUAUGAAAUGUUGCUGAUUCUAUGAGUAAAUAAAUCUAUUUUCACUCAAUAAA